Molecule: messenger RNA, 1628 nt
Organism: Chenopodium quinoa (quinoa)
Lineage: Eukaryota; Viridiplantae; Streptophyta; Magnoliopsida; Caryophyllales; Amaranthaceae
Product: BES1/BZR1 homolog protein 4-like
Exons: 2
Coding region: 218-1213 (331 amino acids)
Biological process (GO): brassinosteroid mediated signaling pathway; DNA-templated transcription
Molecular function (GO): DNA-binding transcription factor activity
Source: RefSeq, a predicted model, not a curated record
AAUACUUCCCCCCUUCAAUGGUGUUUUCGUAAAUACUCCCCAACUCCAACCCCAUUUCCUAAACCCUACUCAUUUUUUACCUCUAUCCUUCUCUCACUUUCUCUCCCCGCACAAAACCACACUUUCUCUCUUCUCAUUCACCCCUUUCUCUCUCUAGAAUCCAAAAUACCACCCCCGGUUUUCCGAUCAGGAAAGUGGUUUUCCGGCCACUGGUAAAAUGACGGGAACAAGGAUGCCGACAUGGAGAGAAAGAGAAAAUAAUAAGAAGAGAGAAAGACGACGUCGUGCGAUUGCUGCUAAGAUCUACUCAGGCCUUCGUAUGUACGGUAAUUAUAAACUCCCUAAACAUUGUGAUAAUAAUGAAGUUCUUAAAGCUCUUGCGAGAGAAGCUGGUUGGGUUGUCGAAGAAGACGGUACUACUUAUCGCAAGGGAUGCAGACCCUUGGAGUCCAUGGAUAUUAUUGGUGGCUCUGCAUCAGUAAGUCCAUGCUCAUCAUACCCAGUCAGUCCUCGAGCUGGUGCAUCCUAUAACCCAAGUCCUGCUUCCUCCUCUUUCCCGAGUCCUGCUCGUUCAUACUUUUCUCCUAAUGCCAAUGGCACUGCUGAUCCUAAUUCCCUCAUUCCAUGGCUGAAAAACCUGUCUUCGUCUGGCUCUUCAUCUGCAUCUCCAAAGCUUCCUUAUUUGUAUGGCCCUGGAGGCUCAAUAAGUGCCCCUGUGACACCUCCAUUGAGCUCACCGACCUGCAGAACUCCUAGAACCAAGACUAACGACUGGGAUGAUAAUAAUGUUGCCCCACCAUGGGCCAAUCCACAGAAUUACUCUUUACCUUCUUCGACACCACAUAGCCCUGGCCGCCAAAGCUUUCCUGAACCUGGUUGGCUUGCAAAUAUCCAAAUUCCAAAUGGUGCGCCCACAUCUCCAACAUUUAGUCUUGUAUCCUCCAACCCAUUUGUCUCAAGAGAUAUGGUGAUGGCUGCAGACGGGGGUUCAAGGAUGUGGACCCCAGGUCAGAGUGGGACGUGCUCACCUAUUGUUGCUACUGGCUCUGAUCGUACAGCAGAUGUUCCUAUGCCAGACGGAAUGGCAGCUGAGUUUGCAUUCGGUAAUGGAAUGACAGGAGGCUUGGUUAAGGCUUGGGAAGGAGAGAUCAUUCAUGAAGACUGUGUACCUGAUGAUCUUGAACUCACUCUUGGAAGCUCAAGAACAAGGUGAUCACAUUGUACAAACAGACUAGUUCUGCGACAUAUUUAGAGUCAGGAGGUCAUCUGCUUCCGCGUUCCCUGUCCAAGAGUGCCUAAAAUUUGUCCCCUGUGUUCAGUUGGUUGCAUUUUCUGGGAUGACAAAUGAUUUGGUUUACUGGAAAAAAGCCGGAAUUUCUCCCUGCUACCUUGAGGAGAAGAUGAGCAGGGUGAACAUGGAUAGUUUUGUAAUGCGGGUGGUUUUAAUUCGUUUAUUUUUCCUUUUUAGACCUGGUUUAUUUUCCAAAAUUUGGGGAAAAAGGGAAAAGAAAAAAAAUCACAAUACCUAUAGGCUAUACAGCAUUAUAAAUUUUGAUUUGUUUGAAGACUGGAUUUGUGAUUUAUAAGCUAUUAAUACCAGAUUAGAGAUUGGUUUGUGUAGUCCUGAA